AUGUGGCUCCCUUUUGGCUUAGGCCUCCUCGGCUUUGCCGCAGCCACAGAGUUAGCUGAGAGCCUUUGUUCAAGCACAGUUUAUGUUACAAAAACAGCAACUGCUCCUGCGGUAUCUGAUUCCAGUUCACCAACAUCAGCCUCGGGAAAGAGUAUCACUGUUGCCACCGACGCGAGUGGACAAUUCACAGCAAUUGGUGAGGCCAUUGCAUACGCCCAGGAUCACCAAGUUCCCACUGUUACUGUACUAGCUGGGACAUAUCCAGCCGUGACCGUAUCUGCCACCCCUGUUGUUGCUAUCAUCGGCCAAAGCAAGAACAAAAAUGAUUACUCAAAGAAUGAAGUUGUUGUGUCUAGCACAGGCAUGGCUCUCACGAUUUCAGUCGAUGUGACUCAGAUCACUUUUGAAAAUAUCAAUUUCGUCAACCAAGCAUCGGCGGAUGGUGCAGCGAUGAUCCGUGGGGGGAAAAAAGGGUUCUAUCAAUGUCAGUUUGUGUCCGGCGGCUCCGGCAUAACAACCGACCUUGGCUUAGCUGUGAUCGCAAAUAGCUACAUUGAAGCUUCAGAAAGCAUUAUUUCGGGAGUUGGGACGACGUACAUUUACAACACUGCUAUCGUUCCCACGGACAGCUUGGCUACAAUCGCUUUCAUUGAAGGCCAUGUUCUUGGGAAUACGCUUUACAAUUCCACAGUCAUCUUCGAUCACAGCACUAUUUCUUCCAAGCCAGGCAAAAGCAUUGACAACGUCUACCUCGCUGCAGCUAGUGGUCCUGGAUCUGUUGUGGUCUUUCGCUCAUCGUCCCUCGACAGAAGCAUCGCUUCUACGGGUAUUCACUUGGAUAAAGUUACAUUGGAUGAGCAGAACUUCUAUGGUGAAUAUGGUGAUAUUGGGCCUGGAGCAUAUGCAAACAAUGAGACGGCUAGAUCCAAAUAUGUGACUCUGUUAGAUCGCUCCGAUUUGGCUCGUUAUACACUGCAAGCCGUUUUGGCAGGCGCCUACCCAACAUUUGCAACGUCGAGCACUUCGUGGAUUGAUCCUACGGUUCGGGCUGCGAUUCAUAGUGGGGAUGUUCUCAUUCCAUCCCCAAUUGACUCGGCCGGCGAUACAUCUACCGCGUCAUCGGGGUCGGGAUCUUCAACAUCCGCUCCUACUUACGUGGUCUCAACAGAUCCAUCGGACGGUCAAUACGCAAAUAUCACCAGUGCCAUCAGAGCUAUCCCUGAUGAUGGGAACGAUUAUGUCAUUUUCGUUGAGAGUGGCACCUACACAGAAAAGAUUGUUAUCAACCGGGCAGGCAAGCUCACCAUCCGCGGCGAAACUUCCUUUGAGAAUGACUCUACUUGUAACAAAGUCACCAUCCUGUUUUCAUCCGGAGCUUUACCUGGCUCUGAGCAUGACGACGAUGCUCCCGUGCUUGAUAUUGAGGAUAAAGACGGGAAGACAUUGGUAGCUCUAUACAAUCUCAAUUUUCGCAACACAUAUCCCCAGUCCGCCGACACUGCUGUUCUUGCGGCCGAUAUUUCAGGCACUGUCGCUGCGUACGGAUGUUCGUUUCUUGGCUACCAGCUGACCCUGUUCGCAAACAAAGGUCUCCAGGUCUCUUCUAAUUGUUAUAUCGAAGGCUCUUUUGACUUUGUUUCGGGUUACUCGACGGCCUACUUUCACCAGACAUAUGUUGCAACCAAUACAGCUGGUGGUUCAAUUGUCGUUCAAGGCCGGAACUCAGAGACAAGUGACGGCUACGUGUUUGAUACAUGCGUUGUGACGUAUACCGACUCGCAUGGUACCAAGUAUCAAGACACAUACCUUGGUCGGCCUUUGUCUGAAUAUAGUCUCGUUGUCUUCAAAGGGUCUUAUUUGGACAAGCAUAUCAAUCCUGCUAGCUGGAGUGUGUCGUCAGAGGAGUCUCCCCGAAUUGACCACGUCACCUUUGCCGAGUUCAACAACUCAGGACCAGGAAGCUGGAAUAGCAAACGGGCCGCUUUCGCUACACAAUUAAUUGAAGAAGAGGCAGAGGCUUAUUCUCUUUCCAGUCGGAUUGGUGACACUUCCUGGAUUGACAUGGCAACAUACAGGCUCGUUCCAUCAUAUAACCUGGGUGGACCAAGUCCAACAAAUUCAAACGCUGCAGUCCCAACUGACACUUCGACGCCACCAACCAACUUGGGUCAUCCGGAGACUGGAAGUACACCUCCUGUGGGUGCAAUAUCGGUAUCUGUGGACGGCUCAGUUGAAGGGACAUUUGAGAAUCUCACUGAUGCGCUGGCAUCUCUUCCGGCAGAUAGCAGCACACAAGUCAUUUUCAUGUAUGCCGGGUCUUACGAAGAUCAGGUGCCUUCUAUCGAUAGAAGUGGGCCUGUCAUUAUCAUUGGAUACACGGAGGGAAACCCAGGGCAAAGUUUCGCUGACAACAGGGUCACGAUCACAUUCUCUCGUGGGAUUUCAACUUCUCCUCUGCCAAACGGUCAUACCGAAAGCGAGACCGCGACCAUUUCAACCAAGUCCGACAGGAUUGCGAUAUAUAACAUUAACAUCGUGAACACCAAACGCUCGGAUACUCAAGAUACGUCCUAUGCCACUCUAGCGGCUUCUUUGUUUGGAACGCACAUUGCAUUUUAUGGCUGUAGCUUUGUCGCAUGGCAGGACACCCUCUUUACCGGAAGUCGGGACGGCUAUAUGUACUUUGAAUCAACGUACAUUGAUGGAGCGAUUGAUCCUAUCUGGGGUUAUUCCAAAGCUUACUUCAAGGGCUGUACCAUUGGGGCGAAGAUAAAGGACGUUGCCUUCACGGCUCAGGGACAAGCCCCUUUAGCAAUGGGAGGCUACAUCUUUGAUCAAUGUUAUUUUGGCGCAGCAUCCGACACAAGUGUCGAUCUCACAAAUUCCAUCUAUCUUGGACGCCCAUUCUCAGAAAAUGCUCUUGUGGUGAUCAAGUAUUCCCAUCUAACCAAUGUGGUGAACCCAUCUGGUUGGAAAGCCUGGUCUGCCACAGACCCUCGAACCAAGAACGUGAAAUUCGCUGAAUACAAAAAUGUUGGUGCUGGAAAUUGGGAAAAUAAUCAAGAGGCUCGCGAGGCAGUAGAAUUCUGCAAAUUGUUAGAGGCAGAUGACUACACGCUGGAAAAUGUCAUGGACUCUACUGAUUGGAUUGAUCGCACUUAUUGGGAUUCUAUUUCUGUGCCUGGACCCGAGGUAAGCGCAUUAGAUGCAGCAACAGGGACAGCAACAGGGACAGCAGCAGGAACAGCAACAGGGACAGCAGCAGGAACAGCAACAGGGACAGCAACAGGAAUAGUAACAGGGACAGCAACAGGGACAGCAACAGGGACAGCAACAGGGACAGCAACAGGGACAGCAACAGGGACAGCCACGGGUACAAGCGCUCCUUCGGGGACCGAUGGUUACGAUAGCACAAAACCACCGUCCGGGGCAUACCUUGUGUCCAAGACCAGUAUUGAAGGCAAUCCAACCUACGCCACUGUCCAGGACGCUCUGGACGCAUUAUCGACUUCCGCCCAAAAGGAAGGGACAAUCUUCAUUUAUCCUGGCACCUACGACGAACAAAUUGAGGUCAAGACAUCUGCCACCGUUGUUCUCAUUGGAUACUCGGAGAACACUGGUGAUUACUCAAAGAACAAAGUCACAAUCACGCAUAAUAAUGGAAGCGAUGCGCAAGACGAAGAUUCUGCAACUACUGGGGCCACCCUUUACGCGACAGGAGGCUACUUGCAGGCAAUCAAUAUCAACUUUGUGAACACAGCAAACACAGAAGGCAACACCGCAUCCGUCGCAUUCGCCGUGAAAGACUCCGUACAUGCAAGUCUUUAUGGUUGCAACGUUGUUGGAAACCGAGGUGCUUUGUUAAUCAAUGGAUAUCUUUUCGUUGCCAAUACUUAUAUCGAAGGGGGUGUCGACAUGAUCUGGGGCAAUGGGGCAGGCUACUUCCUGGCGUCCACUAUUUCUCCAAAUCAGGACAGGGUCAGUCUUACCGCAGACAAGCGAUCAUCAAAUUCCUCACAGGCAGGGUUCGUCUUCGACCAGUCCACUAUUAGCCCUGCUGCCAACACAAAGUCUCUAUCUGAUAUCUCCCUUGGUCGGCCUUUGAACCGCUAUGCAAGAGUUGUGUAUAUCUACUCCUCUCUGGACUCAUGCGUGGAAGCUGCUGGCUGGAAAGAGUGGUCCUCCAGCAGCCCUCGAACUAGUGACGUCUUGUUUGGGGAGUACAAAAACCACGGCGGUGGAUCAGAUACCUCAAAGCGAGCACCCUUUGCUGUUCAACUAGAUGACGAAACGGCGGCAAAUUUCGAAUUGGCCAAUUUCUUUCCUAGCACAAAUUGGAUUGAUCUCAGCCACGUGGAUACAAGUCCGUUCAAGGCUGGCCAGCCAGCACCAGGCUCAGCAGAAAGUCCCACUCCAACGUCCACGACUGGGGCUGCCAGUGAAACAGAUCCGACCAAGACAGCAACUGAAAUAUCGACUGUUCUCGCCACUGUGACAAUUACAGUGGAUGAAGUGACUUCCACCGAGACUUUAGUCAUUACUCUCGAUAUAGGUACUACUGUAGCCCCAGCCUCAGUCACCGAGGACAAUACCUACGAGACUACGACGACUACCCUUAGAACACUCACUGGUGACCAAUCAGCUACCACAGCGAUAAGGACAACAACUACAACAGCAACUAUCACUGCUCCUCCAUCAACGAUCACGUUUGUCAAAACCACCACGACAACGGUAACUGAGACCAUUCAGCCAGAAACAAAGACCAUUACCUCCAUGCUGGUCGUCAACAUAGGCGAUAGAGGCAUAAGAACCGAGAUAGCCGAUGCAGUGACUAUAACUUCGACAGUGGCGGUAACCCAGACGACUACGACAAACUCGAUCACAACUCUCAGCUGUGUUCCUGAUGACUUCCGUGCGACAGCGAGAGAAUUAGCGGUUCCCCAUGUGGUUGAAGCCAGUUCCACAGUCACCGCCAAUCCCACUGUGACGGAAUCCGUCCGAAGAUCUACACCUCCGGUGUCCACACCACACGUCACUGCAUCGAGCCAGGCAUCUGCAAAAACAAUCACCGUGACUUCUUUGAUCACCCAGACAUCCUCGACUACCUCUGCACGGAGCACUUCCUACGUCACAAUCACUCAUACAGCAUUUGUUCGCAAUAUGGCAAAGCUAGAUGCAUCUACUGUCACCAAAACUGUGACAAAGCUCGCCAUGAAAACAUCCGACGUGACUUUGACGGCCCCGAAGAUAACGAUUACAAGCUUCAAGACCAUCACAAUCAAUUCCACAGAUCAGCCACCGCCUUCUACGACCACAGUUACAAAAUUCUCCACCAUAAGAUCUUCGCUAGCACUGCCGCCCCAAACUUCUGUAAGCAUCAGGGCGACAAUGAUUCGCGAAACUCCAAUAGUAACGAUCACGGUGCAUCCCACAUCGACCUCAACCGCUUUUGCCCGAACUACCUCCACAGUCACUAGGACAGUGACGAGGUUUGAGAAGGGCGCCUCACUAUGUUCUAAUUGA
Penicillium antarcticum is the source of this 5523-nucleotide messenger RNA. Its product is annotated as putative pectin methylesterase. Gene Ontology annotation, biological process: cell wall modification. The transcript has 2 exons. Lineage: Eukaryota; Fungi; Ascomycota; Eurotiomycetes; Eurotiales; Aspergillaceae. Bases 1 to 5523 code for a protein of 1840 amino acids. Gene Ontology annotation, molecular function: pectinesterase activity. The record is from RefSeq and is a predicted model, not a curated record.